This is a messenger RNA of Nematostella vectensis (starlet sea anemone), 2414 nucleotides long. Its product is annotated as actin, cytoplasmic. NCBI's taxonomy places the organism in Eukaryota, Metazoa, Cnidaria, Anthozoa, Actiniaria, Edwardsiidae. The coding region runs from base 1085 to 2212 and encodes 375 amino acids. The transcript has 3 exons. The record is from RefSeq and is a predicted model, not a curated record.
AUCACAUGACGGUCCGAGUUUAGUAUUUUAUUGCCUUAUUUGGGCAAACUUCCCUCCGUACACUCAAAGGGACCUUGUCCAUAAUUACCGGUCCUCCUGUGGUAUUACCGUAAUAUGGACCCGCGGAAUAAGCAUCUGCAGUAUCUUGUUUGCUAUUGUAUUAAAGGACUUUAUUUUUGCAAUUUUUAAAGAUCCGUUUCAUAUUUUGCAGUACACCCUUGUUUGUAUUAAGAUUCUCAUUUUAUUCGCAGUAGAAUAAUAAAUUCACUUCUCAUUUUCGAUAUUUCUUAAACUUCUAUUUAAUCCACUCUUUUUAUACUUAGCAUCUGCGGGAAAAAUAAAAUCAAUAUCGGCUACUUGCUUUUCUCACAAUAUUCCCACAUUUUACUAUAAGCUCCGAUAGUUCUUUGAUAUUCCAGAAGUCAAAACGCAAUGAUAUGCAUUAUUUGUAAGUUUAAUAUGUUUGUCUUUUAUUCACCUCCAUAUUUAGUCAAGACUUCUAACUUUCGAAUGCUUGACGCGAUAGCAGCACCCUAGCGACGUAUUAUUUAUUUCAAGUAAUUGUCUAUUCCUGGGGAUUAUCAUUAGAAUUAGCAUGACAUCAGCUGGCUACACACACAAUUCAAUAUUGUUGUCACGGCGCAACCCGCAACGAACUGUGUUGCCUAUCUAUCUAAAAACUGCGGCUUUUGGUUUAUAAACCAUGUAAGGAUAUAAUUUCGUAAUGAAUUAAAGUCAAAGUAUUGUAUUUUUGUGCGUGAAGAUUCUCGUAUAUUUUCAGCUAGCAUUAUUUAUUGUUCAUUAAUAAUAAUUAUGUCAGAUCGUUAAGCAAGCCUCGCCAUUCCGUGCGAGACAGUCACGUCUACGUCACGAAUUGUUUUAAGUGAGAAUUGGGGGUUUAGCAGUGCCGUCCUGGUCACGCAAAGCACUUUUAAUUAUUCACGCGCCAUUGUGAUCAAUCACCCAUGUGUGUCCACGACACGGCCAUAAAUACCACACCUGUGCUCUCGAGUCAUCACUCCACGAGCUCCAAGUGACGCUGCAUCAAGUCUCCGCGUAGAAGUAAACUGAACAUUAAGAAAAUAUGGAUGACGAAGUUGCUGCCCUCGUUGUCGAUAAUGGCUCCGGUAUGUGCAAGGCCGGUUUCGCCGGAGACGAUGCUCCCCGUGCCGUUUUCCCCUCCAUCGUCGGCCGACCUCGCCACCAAGGCGUUAUGGUCGGUAUGGGCCAGAAAGACUCCUAUGUCGGAGACGAGGCCCAGAGCAAGAGAGGUAUUCUCACUCUGAAAUACCCCAUCGAACACGGGAUCGUCACUAACUGGGACGAUAUGGAGAAGAUCUGGCAUCACACAUUCUACAACGAGCUUCGCGUUGCUCCCGAAGAGCACCCUGUUCUCCUGACAGAAGCUCCCCUCAACCCCAAAGCCAACAGAGAAAAGAUGACACAGAUCAUGUUCGAGACCUUCAACAGCCCCGCCAUGUACGUCGCUAUCCAGGCCGUACUCUCCCUGUACGCUUCUGGCCGUACCACCGGUAUUGUGAUGGACUCUGGUGAUGGUGUCACCCACACCGUGCCCAUCUACGAGGGUUACGCUCUGCCCCACGCCAUCGUCCGUCUGGAUUUGGCUGGCCGUGACCUGACCGACUAUUUGAUGAAGAUCCUGACAGAGCGUGGCUACUCUUUCACCACCACCGCUGAGCGUGAGAUUGUCCGUGACAUCAAGGAGAAGCUCUGCUACGUUGCUCUAGAUUUCGAACAAGAAAUGCAGACCGCUGCCUCAAGCUCCAGCCUUGAGAAGAGUUACGAGUUGCCUGAUGGACAGGUCAUCACCAUUGGCAACGAGCGCUUCAGGUGCCCCGAGGCUAUGUUCCAGCCUUCCUUCCUGGGUAUGGAAGCCGCUGGUAUCCAUGAGACCACCUACAACUCCAUCAUGAAGUGCGACGUCGACAUCCGUAAAGAUUUGUAUGCUAACACUGUCCUGUCUGGAGGCUCAACCAUGUACCCAGGCAUCGCCGACCGCAUGCAAAAAGAAAUUACUGCCCUCGCUCCCCCGACCAUGAAAAUCAAGAUCAUCGCUCCACCAGAGAGGAAAUACUCCGUCUGGAUCGGAGGCUCCAUCCUCGCCUCCCUGUCCACCUUCCAACAGAUGUGGAUCUCCAAGCAGGAAUACGACGAGUCUGGUCCUUCCAUCGUCCACAGGAAGUGCUUCUAGGCUCAAAAUUUUUCAAUUUGGAUUUGUCGAAAUAGUCGCACAAUUUGAGCUGAAGUGACAAUUAACAAUUUAAUGUUCUUCAUUUCAAAUUUCCCCAUUUCCCUUAGGGUUUUCCCGUUCUUAGUUACAACACAGUGUACUUUGAACCCGCAAUGCACUUUGUGUUGCAUUUUUAUAGUUGAAUAAAAAAUGGAAAAACGUU